Molecule: messenger RNA, 2155 nt
Organism: Zopfia rhizophila CBS 207.26
Lineage: Eukaryota; Fungi; Ascomycota; Dothideomycetes; Zopfiaceae
Source: the annotation of a GenBank genome assembly
GAAGUACCAGAAGUAUCGAGAUCGACAACCACGGAAUGCCAAAGAGAGGGAGCAGAAAUGGCCAGAUCAUCUAGAGUAUGCUUUUUUCAAAGGUCUAGUUAGGUGGCCACCUAUGGGUCGUCGAAAACACAUGCUCGAUGGACGCCUCCGAGGCCGAAACGAGUUGGUGGCUGAUUCGAUCGAAAAGGACACCAGUACACCGCGUACACGAAAGCAGGUAUCAAGUCACAUCCAGGUCCUCAAAAACAUUCUCUCAGAUCAGCCACAAGUACUGGUUUACAUGUCAACGGUAGAUAUGGGUGGAAGGAAGCAUCGCCAUGGAAGCACUCAUGCUAGCCAUCUACGAGGCCGCCAUGGGCUUCACCAACCGUCUGGACAAAGAUCGAAGUACAACUCCGCCUCACAAACUAGUCAUAAUGCGUGGCAAAGCUACAGGCCUCUGCCUUCUACUCAGGUGCUCCCCAAUUCACAUUCAAACUCUGGUUUGGGUGUUCAAAGUGCCUUUGCUAUGGCUGACUUUGCGAUGUACGUUGAAGAUAAGGAUAAGAAUGUAGUCCAUUUCUUCACCCGACUAGGCAAUUUUCCACGGCUCGAAGACCUUAAAGUCAAGGACAUUACUCUCUGGAACAAGCAGUAUCCGGAGCUGGCAUUCCACAAGCCCACACACUGGAAGGACCGUCAAGUUAUUGUGUGUGAUGCGUCAAUCAAAAUCAUGACGGAGCUACCACCCAAAGAUGCUUCAUUAUCAGUCAACUUCGAUAUGACGAGCCAAAUUGACCUCACAUUCUAUGAAAGAUUAGAAUCUCGAACACGAUUUUACGAUAGUGGGGAGCUUGUUGUUCAUCGCAAUGAAGGAAAGACUCAAAAGCAGUUGUGCAGCGAAUGCAAAAUUCUAGGUACAAGCCGAGCCCUCAUACCCUUUGGGAGCCUUUUUUGGGUACAUAGAAUGAAUGAACUAGGCGGAGUGUUUAGGGACGCUCGGAUGCUCGAUGAACAGUCUCGAAGGAUCAAAAUUGAUGCAAACGUUCGCCGUUCUCUACAAUACCUGACGGCCAAGCAAGAUAUUUAUGGGAUUGCGAGAGGCUCGGACGAGAGACAGUGUUUGUUCACGAUACUGUGGCGCUUCAGUCAAACAAAGGGGGCUCAUGAACCCGGUAAGACGACUUGGCGUGUUGUUAAAUUCGCUCCACCAGGGCAGCACCAUUGGAUCAAAGCAGAAGAGAUGGACAGAAAGAAUAUGAAGUCACUCAUCAACAUUACUACUUCGGCUCCACCCACUACGAUAUAUCCCUCUCUUCAUUUGGACUUUCCCCAGCAGUCGUUUCCGCACCAUCCCGAACAACUAGACCUUAAGAGUCUAUCCACAAUUACCCUCGAAGGUCUCAACGACUUCUCCAAUCCCCAAUCGGUGACCGCACCUAGCAUAACAACUAAUUACUCGCAAACGCAGUCCCUGCCGAGCAUCGGACAUUCACAGGACACCACUAUUUCUCAGUCACAUGACUUUCAUGAUGCGAAUGAGAUUGAUUUCGCGGGCGGCCACAUUAACCUCUGCCUCGAGCGAGCAAUCAACCUAGGAGUGUACGAUGAUGACGCCAGCGUACAUCUUCCUUCGCUAAACCCUCUUAAUCCGAUCGCUGGUCUUGACCGUACGCAGACUGACAGCCAUUUUGGCGACUUUGGUCUGGGAGUUUCCAUGGCAGGUUGCUAUCCUACCAGACCCUGGCCUUACCAAGACCUGAUUAGGCGGCUCGAUGGAUUGGUUGAGCAGCACAGUGGGUUGCAGGAUCAUACCACCCAUGGCGAGGACAUCGCUGGACAUGGCGUUAUACAUGGCGAGGUUGGGCAUGAAUUGUGGAAGCUCCAGAGCGGGUUUCCUGAGGAUACAGGUGUAGGGGCUGGUGUGGGAACGAACGACGAGCUACUGCCUCAAAGCCAUGAGCACGGGAUUCUAAGUUUGAUCGAGAGAGAUCUGCGGGAAAAGGAGGAAUAACUUAGGGGGGUUAUUAGGUUAAUUGGGGGAUGAUAUUGGGUAAUGGUAAUGGUCUGAUGAUGCUAUCGCCGCGAGGAGGGAAAGGAUAAUCUGGACGCUUCACGACCUGUCUUAAUCUAAUAAUCUAGAUGAUAUUUAAUAAGGGAGGCAUUUCCCAUUUAC